AUGUGUAUUGAUUACCGGCAAUUGAACAAGGUUACAAUCAAGAAUAAGUAUCCGCUGCCGAGGAUUGAUGAUUUGUUCGACCAGCUUCAGGGUGCCAGGGUAUUUUCCAAGAUUGACUUGCGAUCUGGCUACCAUCAGUUGAGGAUUAGGGCAUCCGAUGUCCCUAAGACAUCUUUCCGCACUCGGUACGGGCAUUAUGAGUUCUUGGUUAUGUCAUUCGGGUUGACAAAUGCCCCAGCAGCUUUCAUGGACUUGAUGAACCGAGUGUUCAGGCCUUAUUUGGACUCGUUCGUGAUAGUCUUCAUUGAUGAUAUAUUGAUAUAUUCCCGCAGCCAGGAGGAGCACGAGCAGCACCUUAGAUUGGUUCUUCAGACUCUGAGGGAUAGUCGGUUAUAUGCUAAGUUCUCGAAGUGUGAAUUCUGGUUGAGUUCGAUUGCAUUUCUGGGUCAUGAUAAGGUUGCUUUUAAACAAACUUCUCCUUAUGAAAACAUGGCAAUCUCAGAAUCGCAACGUUGGUUGGGCCCAUUUACAAUGUCCUCUAGUCCUCACCGUUGGAUGAGGGACAAGAUUUCGCUACAAAAAGUUUCUCAAACAUAA
Messenger RNA from Nicotiana attenuata, 597 nucleotides. Its product is annotated as RNA-directed DNA polymerase homolog. The record is from RefSeq and is a predicted model, not a curated record. The transcript is spliced from 2 exons. NCBI's taxonomy places the organism in Eukaryota, Viridiplantae, Streptophyta, Magnoliopsida, Solanales, Solanaceae. Bases 1 to 597 code for a protein of 198 amino acids.